AUGGACAAUGAAGUCGUACGCACGCGCCGAGAGCUAUCUAGCGAUGAAAAAGUGACGGUCAUCCAGCACCUCCACCCCUUCCUCCGCAAGGACAAACUGCAGCGUGGUGCAUACAAGCAUGUCGCCGAGCAACUGAACUUGGACCCCCGCACCGUCGGCUACAUCUGGCGUACGUUCCGCGAUCGCGGCACCACGGCGACCAAAAAAAAGGGAAAGGUUGGACCCAAACGAGCCUACACCGCCGAGUAUGUCCAACAACUCGUGCAAGCGGUCCCAGUCGAUCAACGCUCCACCUUCAGCGACCUUGCCGCAGCCACCCGUCUGUCCCCUGCCACUUUGAACCGUCACCUGAAGAAGGGAACGCUCGAACGACGGUCGACGCGGAUCAAACUUCUGCUAACGGACUCCAACAAGGAAGAACGCAAAUGGUUCAACGCUGACAAAGACCGUCGCAAGGUGUACCUUGUCCCUGGUGAAGCGCCGCCACGGCGCUCGUGGAAGAGCAAGCGCUUCAUUCCCAAGGUCAUGUUCCUUGGCGCUGUUGCUCGGCCACGGAUUAACGGCGACCGGAGUGUUGUGUUCAACGGCAAGAUUGGAAUGUGGCCAUUCGUCCGCCUUGUCCCUGCGUUGCGCAACUCACGUAAUCGUCCAGCUGGGACGAUGGUCACCAAGUUGGUGAAUGUUGAUGCCGCUGUGUACCGUGACUUCGUCAUCAACAAGGUCGUACCUGCCAUCAAGGCGUCGUUCCCCAGCGCCACCAAGCGCGUGCUUUUGCAGCACGACAACGCGACUCCGCACGGGAGCAUCACGGACGCAGUGCUCGAGAGCGUGUCGACUGACGGGUGGACGUUCAAGAUGCGUAAACAACCCUCCAACAGCCCCGACCUGAAUGUCCUGGACUUAGGUUUCUUCGCGUCGAUCCAAAGCCUGCAGUACAAGAAGAUGAGUCGGACGGUGGAUGACGUCGUCCGCAACACCAUGGAGGUAUUCGACGAGCUAACGUACGACAAGCUGGAGAGCGUGUUUCUCACCUUCCAGACAGUGAUGCGUUUGGUCCUCGAGCACAGCGGAGACAGCCACUUCGCCUUGCCACACCUCAAGAAGGCAGCCUUGAGACGUGCUGGUCUCCUGAUGUCGAAUGUGUCCUGCCCUGUGUCGCUGAUUUUGUAG
Messenger RNA from Aphanomyces astaci, 1170 nucleotides. RefSeq lists its product as hypothetical. NCBI's taxonomy places the organism in Eukaryota, Oomycota, Saprolegniomycetes, Saprolegniales, Verrucalvaceae. The coding region runs from base 1 to 1170 and encodes 389 amino acids. Gene Ontology annotation, molecular function: nucleic acid binding. The transcript has 2 exons. The record is from RefSeq and is a predicted model, not a curated record.